Molecule: messenger RNA, 9015 nt
Organism: Pectinophora gossypiella (pink bollworm)
Lineage: Eukaryota; Metazoa; Arthropoda; Insecta; Lepidoptera; Gelechiidae
Product: RNA-binding protein Musashi homolog Rbp6-like
Exons: 3
Coding region: 1-1041 (346 amino acids)
Cellular component (GO): cytoplasm
Molecular function (GO): RNA binding
Source: RefSeq, a predicted model, not a curated record
AUGAUGGGAUUGUAUUCCAGCAGCGCGCUGGGCGGAGUGGAGGUGUUGGAAGGCGGGCUGGUGGGCGGCGAGCUGACGGCCCACGUGCUGUCGGCGCAGGCCGCCGCGCACCACCACCAGCAGCAACAGCAACAAAUUGCUCAACAACAAAUCAAAACGUCACCCUCUUCGGGGCGCUCCACCCCGGUCCCCCAGGCCUCCAACCCUGGGACGACAUCGCCGUCUCCGAGCAAGCUGUUCGUCGGGGGCCUGAGCUGGCAGACGAGCUCGGAGAAGCUCCGGGAGUACUUCGCAAUGUUCGGAGCGGUUACCGACGUGUUGAUCAUGAAGGACCCAGUAACACAGAGAUCGCGCGGCUUUGGCUUCAUCACGUUCCAGGACGCGUCGUCAGUGGACAAAGUGCUCGCGGUCCCCGUUCACACUCUCGACGGCAAGCGCAUCGACCCGAAACACGCCACGCCGAAGUCAGCCCCCCGACCGGCCAAGACCAAGAAGAUCUUCGUCGGAGGCGUCGGCCAAGACACUUCAGCUGAAGAGGUCAGAGCUUACUUCUCACAGUUCGGCCUAGUCGAAGACGCUGUCAUGCUCAUGGACCAGCAAACCAAACGCCACAGGGGCUUCGGCUUCGUCACCUUCCAUUCCGAGGAGGCUGUCGAACGGGUCUGCGAGAUACACUUCCACACGAUAAAGAAUAAGAAGGUUGAGUGUAAACGCGCGCAGCCGAAAGAGGCUGUCGCGGCCGCGCCCCUGGCGUUAGGCAAGAGACUUGUCUUGCGCCCGGGCAGAGGGCUCGUGUAUGCCACAGCAGGGGGCGUGGGCGCCGUGCCCACGGUGGGGGCGGCGCACGCGUACAGAUACGCGCCGUACGCACUGCCGGCGGCGGCCACGGCAGCCACGGCGGCGCUGGUGGCGCCCCCCGCGCCCGCGCCGGCGCCCGCGCUGCCGCAGUUCGGCGCGGCCUACUCCCUCGCCGGCGUCGACAUGUCUUCAUUUCAGGGCGUCGACUGGGGCGCCAUGUACGGCCUCCCCAUGUACAUCUAAACGGUAAAGAGCAAUACGAAUUAAAAAGUAAAAAACCCCACCCGCCUACAAGGUUAGGUUGUCGCGAAAGCUUUUUUUCUUCAGCGCUUCGGGCGCGAUCAAUCGCGAAUUGCACAUGCCAAGCUCGGAUUGGGCGUGUGGUUCUAAUUAAUACAAGAGAUACAAAAUAUAUUGAAAAGCGCAGAGUUAUCUUCAAAUUAAUUAUUAUGACCAAAGAACAUUUUCCCAGUAGAAUGAGCAACAAAUUCAACUUCACUCCCAUGUUCAUCUAUUUUUAUAUCCUCAAUGCCAAUGGGUGGUUCCCAUACUGAUUGUUGGGACCAUCCGUAAAUUUUCAUAUAAUUGCUCCAAUACUGAUGUCAAGGAGGCAACAAUCUGAUGGAGAGUCUUGCUUCCUAUAGAUCCCGUUCUUUUCUUCUCUAUAUGUUCAAAGAAAUCGGCUCUAAAAGUAUGCUUCCGUUUGCCACUGAAACAUGGGGUUGUGGUCACUUGAGUAUACACUCCUGUGCACGCCACCACACGCCAUCUUUGCGUAAUAGUUCAUUUUAGGGAACCUUACCUUGGUGUUGUGAACCGAGUCUCCGCACAUCCUGAAGGAAUCACCCAUUUCCUCCCUAGUAAACCACUUCUUUGUUUUUGUUAUUUGAGCCAGCACUCCUAGGUCUUCCUUGUAUGUUCAAAAUAUGGAAUGGAAGAAUAUUUGGGGUGCAGUCUCUUGUCCCAUGUUACCUGCUAUCUCAAAUUACAUAUUUCAGGCUCCAGUAGUAUUAGAAGAUCCAAGAAUUAGUAUCAAAUCCUUUGUUCAUAACCUUAAAAACAAGUGCUGCAAAAGUGGAAGGAAAUGUAGGCAACAUUUCCUCUGGCAUCAAGGUCUUCCUGUGGCAUCAAGAGUAUUUCUGCAAGGAGAGUUGUUAUUGUUGAUAGUGUGCCUGUCUUACAGUCAUUGGACCUAUGCUCUGGAUUAUGGAGGAUCUCCUCUCUGAUGGAAAAGAAGUCUCGGGAAGAAGAGACCGGGAAGCUUUUAAGACCUCCUACCUAAUUUUUUAACUGGCAUUUUAUGGCCUAAUCUGAGUUCGUUACUUCCUAAUGCGUAAACUGAAAACAUGUCCAAAUGGACCUAUCGUCCCAUACCAGUUCUCUUUGUCACCAGGAGAGAAUUUCUUGUAUAGAAGCCCAUAUUUCUCAGUAACGUCCUCCCAUCGGGUUUUUAACGUGGCAGAUGGUAGAGAGAUGCAUGAUCAUCUGCAUCUGACUGUACAGCCUGUAGCAGCAGUCUUCUUCAUCAUAUUAGAUUCAGCCAACCCAUUACCCCUUUGUCUGGCACUGUUAUGAAGUGUAAUUUAUGACACUCGCUAUGUGGUUUACUAGUUGAGAUACAAUCUGCAACAUUUGUUGACAUGCCUUCAAAUGAAUCCUGGAUCUUCUUUCCCACGUUCAUAUACAUUUCCAAGAUUGCUUUGAGGCAGUUCACCUUCAUUGCAGAAUCUUAACUCAAUCCUAGGUUUACUAGGGUCUUCCAAGGUUUCUCCUGAAUCUACUAAUUCCCUCAUAUUUUCUUUUUCUGUCAGCCAUUUUUGAUUUGAUUUUCUCGUAUUAUAUUGUAUUAAUUGAAAUUUGAAAGAUAAAAAAGUAAGGAUCUGUUCUUACUUAUGAUGUCCCGAUUGAUAGCGUUCGCGGCGCUCCGAUUAGUUCCUAUACUUUUUUAGUUAGGCUCUAUCUUGCCACAGUGGCCACAGAGGAAUUAUCAGUAUUUAAAAAGUAGUUAAGAUACUUAUUGGCUCAUUUAAUAUAAUAGGUUAAGUCAAUUUUUACUCGACAAGCAAUACUGGCCCGGUGCGGGACCCAAUCAAAGAAUGCGCAUUUCUUUUUUUAUUAAAAGUUUAAUAUAAGGCGAAGAUCUCAGAUAAUUUAGUUUGAAAGAAACUAAUACUUAUUUUCUCUGAUUUGUACUACGUAGUAGAUAGUGCACGUUCGUUCGCAACAUGGAAAUAUUUAUUGUAAGGAGUGUAUUUAAUGAGACUCACUGGCAGCUGUAUAAUUUUUUAAUAAUGGCGCGGACGCUGUGCGACGCCUUUUUGUUCUCAGAUCAUACGUAAUCUCAUCAGUAUUAAAAUUUUGGUGCCAUCUUUGUAUUGAAUGUGCCAAAUCGCGCUUUUCGUUGUAUCUGUGAGCUUGCUUUGAUAGACAUUCAAAAUAACAGAAGCUGGACUUCUAAUAACUUAAAACUUUAUUUUUUUCCCAUUUGGACCCAUCAAAGUAACGAAUCGUAGUUCGUUGUGAACUCAAUCUGUGCUCUCAUUAGCCGAGCGCCCACCAAUCAGCGCGCUCACAGAUCACGUGAUCAUAACACCAUCAUUGUCGCACGGCGCCGCGCUGCUCACAAUACUCUUCAUACAUAUCUAACUGAGUGGAAGCAAUCUCAUUACAUAGUCUAUGUAUGACGUUAUUUACUUACGUAGUUAUAUUUAGUAUUACGCUCUGUGGUCGUGGUGGCUUUUGAAUGUAGUUUAGAAGCUUGUCUUGCCAGGGGUUAUUAACCUGCUGAAUAAUGGCGUGUCCCUUUCUGGGCGCCAGUUUCGUAGAACCUAAAUAUUUGAUAAUUAAUAUUAUAAGUAUAUAUUUAAAUAGAUUAUUAUGUCUAUUUACAGAGUAAAAAUCUCAUUUAUAAUUUAUUUAGUACGAUAUCCUCUUUAAUUUCCAAUUUGUGAUAUUUCUUUAAAAAUCUCGGUACUUGAGCGUUGAAAAGCCACUGUCGACCGGGCGAUAUUAGCGUACAUUUGAUUACUUACUUAUAGUUUAGUUACGAAGGGAAUGCGAACUAACACCGAGUGUCUCGACAAUAAGUAAACGCCGUAGACUUGUCAUGCCGCCUGACUUUGCCUGGAAAACGGCCCCGUUCUGGGCGCCAGUAUAUUAAUAUAUUUUAUUUUGAACGUAUAUUUAUACAUCUGUUUUGAGACAGGAUUCUUAUAAAUGUAGGCCAAAUGACUUAAAAUAACCAGUAUUUAACCGUCUUUAAAGGUUUUUGAUUUGUCAAUGUAAUAUUGGUGUAACGGUAUAUUCCAAAUAUGUACUUAAAAUAUCCAGUUUUUAUAUACCUACUACAAGUAAAUUUAAGCGAGAUUUCAAUCUGUUCCCAGUGAUAAAUUCGUGAUAUUAAUUUACAAAUUACAAUCCCUUCUCUAAACUAUUGAGGUUGACAAUUGUCUUAUGAUCUAACUAAACAAUAAUAAAUAUACUGAAUAUACAAUAAAGUUCCUUUCUACAAGGUCUAUUUUGUAUUAACAGCUUUGGUGGUCAACUGAGAUCAGUAAAAAAAUAUAAUUCAGCGUUAUUAACAAUUACAUUCUUGUAUGGACAAGUAAAACAUCUAAAUGUGUGUAAAAUUGAGUUUAUAACCUGGAGAAUUAAAAAGGCCACAUCGAAGCAAUUCAUCUAAAAAGGUAAUAUUGCAAUUUGACAUUUGCGCAUGUAAAAGUAAGUGCGCGAUGCAAAUAAAUGUCAAAUAGCAAUAAUGCUUUCUUAGAUGAAUUGCUUCGAUGUGGCCAUUUUAACCCACCUGAUUCUUGAUGAAUCCCAGUUGUCUACAAAAGUGUCAAAUGUCACAAAGUGAGCCUGAUGGGCUUCUAACUGAGACCACAUCUUACCAUAAAUAAACAUAUAAUCCAGUCCAACAAAUAAUUGAUACACAAAAACAGUUUUGUACUUAAGUUUUUAAAAAUCCCAAUCUAUUGCAAUUAUGUCCUUAUUUUUUCGCUUACUUAGUAUUUAGCCAUUAGCAUAGUUCUCUCGAAAAGCAAUACUUAAAUUAUAUUCUGUGAUCGAAGGAGUAUUAAUAAAAGACGAUAUACGGUUGUGUUUGUGCAAUUCCUAGGUUAAGGUCGAAAUUUCAGGACUUAGUCCUUUCAGUAUUAAAACUUUGUCCUAAAAUUUGAGUACUUAGAAAGUAGCGGUAGCUACGGUUGCUAGUGUAAGGGUUCCAUGCAGUAUUGGCUUUUUCUGACGAUAGAACCUUGUCGCAAUAAUUUGUGGAAUUUUCGUAACUACCCGCUUUAAUCUAAAGCAUUAUUUAACUUUGGAAUAGGUUGAUUCGUUUGCGCAAGUGUGAAAAUCGAAAAACUAAUGGAUAGAACACACUUUGGCAAUAUUGGGUUCAGCCUAUUGGAAUUUACCAAAGAAAUAAUGCAUUAUCGAUGCUUGAUAUGGAAAUGAAAAUAUUUAUAAAUAUUUAUAAUAAUAUUUAAGCUUAUAUCAAAAGUUACUGUGACAAAGUUCUAACGCCCUGUAGGAAUCCUCUAUGACAAUAAAAUUAGCAGCUACAUAUUUCGCGCGCAUUGUGUGGCCGCUUUUUGCGCUACGCAACGCCAGGCAGUGUUAGUGAAAUGUGUUUUUUUUUUUUUAUUUUAUUUUUUAAUAAUCCAGGCAAAGGCAGGCGUCAAGCGUAGAGCCCAAUGCAUGCGGUAGAUUAGUCGGCAUACCCGCCCGCCGACGCACUAUGUAACCCUGAUGUGUGGAACUACCCUCAAAAAUACUAACAUUUUUUUCUCGUUAAUAAGUUGAAUUGCAUUCGCUUGUCAAUAAGUUAGAUAAACUCUGCAGUAGUCAGUCUGCUGAUUAGUUGAAAUAGACUGCUUAAAUUAUAUAUUUAGCGAAAAAAUUGUGAUUGGUUAGAGUAUUUAGUUUAUUUAUUAUAAAUAUACAAGACUAACAGUUAUUAAAAAAAAGAAAUUAACAUUCUCCUUAAAACCCAACGUUCCUUUACACGCUUUAAACUCGUUUCGUUCCAUGCUUUAGUUCUUCCACACAUUAGGGCUACCGAAUGCUAUGACACAUGUAUACACCUCCUUAAGUAUAGCAGUAUUAAUAUAACUAGGUUAGAUCCUCCUGAGAUUACCGGCGGUGUUGAGUCGAAUAUAGUGUUGGGACGUCGUGGAAUAGUGUUGGGAUUAUGGCCUAAUUAAGGAAAAAUUGGGCCGAACAAUUUGAGAAAGCGAAGCGUGUACCUAAAUUUAAUCUAAUGUAGCCUACAAGAUCCCACUGCUGGGCAAAGGCCUCCCCUUCCUCUUUCCGUUUUUCGCGGUCCUGUGCGUACUCCGGCAAGCAUCCAAGUCAUCACGCCAUCGCGUGUACCUACCUAAAGUAAAUUUGAUGAAAUUAAAAAACCUCGUGACUAACGUAAAUUCAUAACUAAAAUGGUUUUUAAUCGAUAAUAGAAAAUAAUAAGUAGGUAUCUAACAAAAAGUGUAACUUGAAAGUUAUGACUUUUAUUUUUUUCUUUACUAACUCUUAUAGAGGUUAUUUCAACCAGAGGGGUUAAAAAGGCCACGGCAAAGCAAUUCAUCUAACAAGCAUUAUUUCUGUUUGAGAUUUCUUGACAUUGCGCACUUUUAUAUGCGCAAAUGUCAAUUUGCUGCUUUUUAGAUGAAUUGCUUAUAAGUGGCCUUUUUAACCCCCCAGCUCUCAUUUGUCCGGGCAAGUAGUGAAGACCAUCCAAGACAAAUCAAUAUUACUCAAUUAUUUAUUAAAAUAAAAUAUACUAUUACUCAAAUAUUUAUUAAAUUUCUAAACAACAUAAUAUUAAUAUAAUUAACGAUUCAAGACUAAAAAAAUCCACUCCCAAAUGAGAUCAGAUUUACUACAAUAAAUUCUUUUUCAUUUAAUCUAAUAGCAGCUACGAAGUUUGAUUAUAAACGUGUUCGCCACAACGUCGACAAGUAAAAUCUUUUAUUUCCCAAAACACAUUGCCAAUACACAUAAAAUUCGUCGCCUAUCAAAGUUCCCUUAUUCGCAGAUCGAGUUAUAAAAACCAAGUUAUGGUAACCCACAUAGAUCUGUUAGGAAACAUUGGUUAUUUAUUAGAAAUUUUCAAAGGCAAUUUUCGCAAUUUUGAUUUGUGUUCAUAAACUGCGCGCUAGGGGUUGCUUUUCUCAAAUAAAAUCCUGGCAGACGACACACCGAGCCCAGGUUUCCGCCCAGGCGGCCUUGGGAGCCGUCAGGUACCCAUCCUAAGGCAUGUUGUCUUAAAGGUUAUACCGAGUGAGAGCUCUCAGCCCAUUUUGUUCGGCUAAAUAGUCAAUACCAUCUGAGAAGAACUUACUAUAGUAGCCACAAAAAAUAAUGCGAUAAUGUUUCAAGUACUUAAUUUUAAAUGCAUUCAAAAUAACAAGUAUAUUUUUCGUAAAUAAUAUCAAUGAACAGCAUAAAAGAAAAACCUUCCAAGUUAAACCAAAUUGCCCAAUUUAAGGUCUUUGGCGUGCUGCCAUCAAGAAUCAUGUAUUUACCUAAAUUACUUCCCAUUUCUGGUCGACUUACAAGAUAGAUAUGAAAACAAAGCUUUGAUAUUUAUCAUGAUUUUAGUCCAUGUUCCUAUAUUCGACUCAAACUGACCGCCGUUCACCCAAUAAUAGACACCUUUUGUAUAUUAGCAUUUUCCAAAAUUCUCAGUAUUAGUGGUUGAUAUAAUAUUAAUGUGAUGUCUACUAGUAACCUGCAACCGCUUGGUACCUUGCCAGUUGCCAAACCGACGCGAGGCGGUUGCAUUAGUAAACUAUGUACUUAAUUUUUUAUAUUUUAUAUGUAUGCCUCUGGCUGAGUUCUACUAUUGAAAGAUCUUGACGGAAAUGUGUAAGCGAAAUCUCGCGCGUUUGAUUAAGAAAUUAGUGUUUGGAUAUACGAGUAUUGCGAAUCUCAAUUUUGAAUCUCAUAAAUUCUACGUUGAAAGAUCUAUACCGUAUGCAUGUCAAAAAUGUAUGCAGCCAAUUUUAAUUGUGAAUUAGGAGCAGUUUUUGGCACAAUAGUAGGACUUGGCGCAGAAUAACAAUAUUUAUAUUUGUCCCUCGAAUCACUUACCUUGUACUAGAUACACUGGUAACUUGGUUUUGGCUGUCCCCCGUUGUCUUAUAGAAGAGAUUGAUUUUAUUUUUAGUUCACAACGGAGGCCGGCUGUAGGCUAGCAGUAGUUUUGUAUUUAGUGGACUUAGAGUUUGCCCGUAAUGUAAUGAAGCACUUAGCAUUACCCAAUGUGUCAUUACAUGGAUAAUAUUAGAACAAUAAAUUGUGUGUUUUAUUUCGCCGUAGCUCAAGCGUGGGGUAGAUCCUUUUUGCUGGGUUGUGGUUUGUUUCCUACACUAUUUUUUCUUCAUAGAUAGUUUGCACGUUAUAUUGUGUUUUGAACAGUAGACUUUGCGUGUGAAAUGGACUUUCCGCAAAAAUGUUUGCCCCACGUCGGGCGCCAAUCCUUUUUGUAAGUAUGGGGGGUGGGGCCUCGCUUGGAGACUUCUGUUGGUAAGUCGGUGACGUAGAGCUCUUGAGGCAUGCGUAUUAUCAUAGUGUAGUAUAUAAAAGCGUCUUCUCGUGACUAACACAGAUCCCACUCAACUCAGAUAGGCAUAAGGCAUGGUUGGCAUGGACUUAUACAUACGUAAAAUAUUAAAAGUAUCUUCCAUUCUCACUGUCAAUUCCCAAGGCGUUAGCCACACGUUGGUUGUGAAACGUGCUAUUAAAAUAUUUCUUUUGAAGUUAAAAACUGUAUUUUAAUUUUGAAAGGAAUAUUAGUUACGUAGACACGUAGUGUAGCCAUGUAGUGAAGCUUCGCUUGAGGCCUACAGUCUUCCUGGUUUUUGAACUAAACUAAAAUUGUUUUGCCAAAUUCUAGGCCAAAUUUAAAGCCAAAUCUUCUAAUUCUUUGCUCAAUUAACACGGCUAGUUUCUUAAAUACACCUUUAAAAUAAAACCAGGAGAUAAAUGAUCAAUUAGAUAGUCAAUUGGUCGCCAUCUUGUGGUUGUAAGUUCAAGAUGGCGGACGCGGGGCGAGCACAAGAACACAGUACACAUUAUGCCAAAUAUCUGCUAAAUCACACCCGAGUAGCAUAAGGUCGUGACAAUAAUCUGAAGGGACGUUGCCAACUAAGACGCUAUAAUAUUUAAUACUUCGUUGCCAUAAAAACGAUAUACAUUCCUCUCUAGUCAUUUUAA